Messenger RNA from Pogonomyrmex barbatus (red harvester ant), 682 nucleotides. RefSeq names its product RNA polymerase II subunit RpII18 (gene RpII18). The record is from RefSeq and is a predicted model, not a curated record. Gene Ontology annotation, biological process: transcription by RNA polymerase I; transcription by RNA polymerase II; tRNA transcription by RNA polymerase III. NCBI's taxonomy places the organism in Eukaryota, Metazoa, Arthropoda, Insecta, Hymenoptera, Formicidae. Gene Ontology annotation, molecular function: DNA binding. Gene Ontology annotation, cellular component: RNA polymerase III complex; RNA polymerase I complex; nucleus.
UGGUAGUAGUUUGGAACACAGCUCUCACUUUAGAAUACACUUUUAACCUGCGGAAUAGAACAUAGUGCUCUUGCAUUAAUUUAUAGAUGAUAAAAAUCAUUUUUAUUGUCAAAAUCAAGAACAAGUCACAUUAUUUUGUAGACAAAUAAAUAAAUAAAUAAUGGCCGAUGAAGAUUUUGAUGGAGACGAAGUUGCGGAUGAUUUUGAUGAUGUAGACGACGAGGAUAACAUUGAAUUAGAGCCUCAAGAAGAUGAUGGCGAAAACAUUGAAUUAUUGAAUGCUAAUGAAGCUACUGGUGGUGUCCAAAGAUCAAAGAGAAUAACGACAAGAUAUAUGACCAAAUACGAAAGGGCAAGAGUUUUAGGUACAAGAGCAUUGCAAAUAGCAAUGUGUGCUCCUGUUAUGGUAGAAUUAGAAGGAGAGACAGAUCCUUUGCAGAUUGCUAUGAAGGAAUUGAAGCAACGAAAGAUUCCCAUAAUCAUACGUCGCUAUCUGCCUGAUAACAGUUAUGAGGAUUGGGGCAUUGACGAAUUAAUUAUAAUAGAUCAUUAAUCUUGAAUGUAGAAUUUUAUCAUUAUAUUUAUAUUAUGUAUAAAAUUUAUAAUACUUAUAAAUCUUAUAAUACUUUAAAAUCUGACAUUAUCUGACUAUAUCAGUAAUAAAAAUUGUUCAUCUUGCAAA